AUGACAUCGACAGAACGUGCGACCGUCGACGCCACCGACGCCACCGACGCCACCAACGCCACCACGACCACCACCACGACCACCACCACGACCACCAUCGCCGCCACCGCCACGACCGUCAACAUCAUCGUUGUCCUUGUUGCUGCCAACCACCCGUUCCUGUUCCUGGUGACGAGCUGCGCGCUCCGCUCGAGGGCCGCCGCCUUCCCCGACUGGACCGACUGCCCGGCAGUCUGCCGCUGCAAAUGGACCUCGGGCAAGAAGUCGGCCCUCUGCCCCGAUGCGGGCCUCACCACGCUGCCCGCGAGCCUCGACCCGGACAUGCAGGUUCUCGAUCUCUCGGGCAACCGCAUCCCCACCCUCGAGGCCGAGACCUUCAAGCACGCGGACCUCCUCAACUUGCAGCGCGUAUUCAUGCGGAACGCGGGUAUAAGGGACAUAGAUGGAGACGCAUUCAAGGACAUGCGGAUCCUCGUGGAGAUCGACCUCUCGGACAACCACCUGCGCAAUCUCGUGGCCCACACCUUCACCGGCAACGAGAGGCUCAAGAUGCUUGUUCUCAGCGGCAAUCCUCUGGUGACGCUCAGGGCUAAUCAGUUCCCGGUGCUCCAGCACCUGCGUAACCUCGAAUUACGUCGCUGCUCGCUCGUGCAGGUGCACCCUCAGGCAUUCCAGAGGCUGCUCGCGCUGGAAACACUCAGCCUCGACAACAACGAGCUCGAGUACCUCGAGACGGAGACGGUCGUGGGCCUGAAGCGACUCAAGACCCUCGGCCUCGACAACAAUCCCUGGAGCUGCGACUGCCGGCUCCGAGACUUUUGCCGGCUAAUGACGAGCAGCGCCCUGAGUCGGCUCUACUCGGUGCCCCAGACGUGCGUGCAACCACCGAGGCUCCAAGGCCGAGCCUGGAACGACGUCCGGUCCACGGAGUUCGCUUGCGAGCCAACGGUCCAGCUGCCCCUGAGCAGCCUCCAGGAGGAGAUGAGCGGCAACGUGAGUCUGGCGUGCCUCGCGAGCGGUGACCCCGAACCCGAGGUCUGGUGGCAAUUCAACGGCGAGCCCCUAAACGUCACGAGGCGCGCCCCCGACGAUCUCCUACCACCAGGUGGGCUCGUGACGUAUUCGACAUCCCUGGAGGCUCGUCGACGACUGCUGGAACGAUGGAGCAACCUGACGAUUUAUAACGCGAGCGACACCGACGCCGGGGAAUACACGUGUCAUGCGCGCAACGUCGCCGGCACUGCACACGGUAGCAUUUCCGUCAACAUACCCCGGGUCUUCACCGCGCCGACCCUCUCCAAGACCGACCACUGGCUCCUCUGGCUGAGCCUCCUCGGUGGCGGUGCCGUCGCCCUCUGCGUAUCCGUCUCCGCGGUCCUCCUCGCGAUCUGCCUCUGCGGUAGCGCGAAGAGGCGCAAUCGCAGUGCCAAGGUCAAGCUCCAGGUGAGCACGAGCUUCGGCGAUCAGGAGAAGAAGCUGCUCGACCUCUCCAUGACGACGACGGCGACGAGCGGUGCCAGGGGCCAGCAGCGGGUUCAGCAGCCGAACCGGACAGACGCUUCGGGCCCAAGAGUCCAGCCGCAGUCGGAACUCGAGCUGGAGCCACGGCUGCGGCCCUCGCAGGCGAGCGUCACCGUCGAGCGGCUCAGUCUCCAGCCUGAGCCGAGCCUCCUACGCCCUGGCCGCUGCCUCAGCCCGGUCCUCCCGGCCAACAUCUUCAUCGCGGUCUCGCUCGCCUCCCAUGAGCAAGUCCCAACCGCCGAGAUCCACGAGCGCUGCUAUCCGGACCUCCUCGACAUCGGGCUCUCGAGUUUCUCGACCCUACCACGAUGCACUGCCGGUCGCCGGGAGCUCGGCUCUCCCUACGACAACAUGGGGCCCCGAGUCACAGCAACCGGCAGCUCCACCUUCUCGCUCGUCGAGCACCCGGAGUCUCAACCAAAGUCCCAGCAGCAGCAGCAGCAGCAGCAUUACCACCAUCUGGCCACCAGCCAACAACAGUCACAACAGCAGCAGCAUUGCCAACAAAGACAACUGGGCAUCUUUGCCCCCCUUAUUCAACCACCACCCGAGUUCGUCUCGCUCUAA
Ceratosolen solmsi marchali is the source of this 2088-nucleotide messenger RNA. The record is from RefSeq and is a predicted model, not a curated record. Lineage: Eukaryota; Metazoa; Arthropoda; Insecta; Hymenoptera; Agaonidae.